Molecule: messenger RNA, 933 nt
Organism: Arthroderma uncinatum
Lineage: Eukaryota; Fungi; Ascomycota; Eurotiomycetes; Onygenales; Arthrodermataceae
Exons: 4
Coding region: 1-933 (310 amino acids)
Source: RefSeq, a predicted model, not a curated record
AUGUCUUACAACCGUGACAACAACGACAGCUACUCUGGUGGCAACAAUGACAGCUACGGUUCCUCUGGCCGUUCCGGCCUAGACAGCAAUGAUACCUACGGAUCAUCAGGCCGAUCAGGCCGAUCAGGCAACGAUGACAACGACACCUACGGAUCCAACAAGUCUUCCAGCAACACCUACGGCUCUUCCGGCCGAUCUGGAAAUGACGACAACGACACCUACGGAUCCAACAAGUCUUCCAGCAACACCUAUGGCUCUUCCGGCCGUAACGACGACAACGACACCUACGGAUCCAACAAGUCCUCCAGCAACACCUACGGCUCUUCCGGUCGUAACGACGACAACGACACCUACGGAUCAAACAAAUCCUCCAGCAACACCUACGGCUCGUCCGGUCGAUCUGGUAACGAUGACAACGACACCUACGGAUCCAACAAGUCUUCCAGCAACACCUACGGCUCUUCCGGCCGAUCUGGCAACGACGACAAUGACACCUACGGAUCCAACAAGUCUUCCAGCAACACCUACGGCUCCUCUGGCCGAUCUGGUAAUGACGACAACGACACCUACAGCUCUACCAAGACCUCUUCCGGCAACACCUAUGGCUCUUCCGGCAACGACGACAGCUAUGGAUCUAAGUCCCGUGGUGACAACGAUACCUACGGAUCUAAGUCUCGCGGUGACAACGACAGCUACGGAUCCAAGACCCGUGGUGACGAUGACAGCUACGGCUCCAAGUCUUCCUCUGGAAACACCUAUGGUUCCUCUGGCAAUGACAACAGCGGAUCUGGAUACUCUCGUGGAAACGACGAUGAUGAUGACCGCAACAAAUCUACUACCCAGAAGGUCCUUGGCAAGGUUGGCGAUAUGAUCGGUGAGAAGCUCUCUGGCUCUGGCUCUGGCAGCCGCGGAGGAUCCGACUCCAACUACUAG